AUGGACUUCUCUGACUCAGCCUCUAACACUUCAUCCAUUUUUUCCUCUUCCUGCUGCAAUUCUUCUCACCUCAUCCUACCACCCACCUUGCUUUCAGUCCCUUCCUUCUCUGGCUUUGACCUACUGUUCAGUCUAAAGCUCCUCUUCAUCCCCCUCUACUCUGCUGUGGUCUUGAUUGCGUGCUCUGGGAAUCUCCUUCUCCUCUUUCUCAUUUGGCACAACAAAAAAAGACACAACACUACAAAUUUUCUCAUCAGUAACCUUGCGCUCGUUGACCUGGUAAUGUGCAUUUUCUGCGUCCCUUUGACAGCAUCCUAUGCUUUUGACAGGCGUGGAUGGGUGUUUGGAUACCACAUGUGUCAUUUUGUGACUGUCAUGCAGUCUGCAGCUGUCUACGCAUCAGUCUUAUCCCUCAUGGCUAUUGCAGUGGAUCGCUAUGUAGUUGUGGCUUAUCCCAUCCGAAAGAGAGCAGGCUGUCAGUUCUGCUGGGGUUUGGUAGUCCUGAUUUGGUUGUCAUCCCUGGCCUUGUCCACACCUACAGCACUGCAUACUGUCUACCUGGACCUUCAUACAGCAGGCUUGGAAAUGGCUGUUUGCGAGGAGUUCUGGGAUGGCCAAGAGCAAGGUCGCCUUAUUUACUCCUGCUUCAUCCUCUUCUUCUCCUACUUUGUCCCUUUGGUUGCCGUGUCCAUCUCCUACUGCGCAAUUUCCUAUCACCUGAAGCGGAGGACCACGUCAGGUCUGACUGCAUGCCAGCAGCUGAAAUCUGCACGAGCUGCCUGGAGUAAACGGAGGAAGAAGACCUUCUGCCUGCUGCUUGUGUCUGUUCUCUGUUUUGCCUUCUCCUGGCUCCCUUUACAGGUGGUGAACCUAAUCCAUGACCUGGACACAGACUUCUCCAUCUUGGGGAAGAAUUAUAUAAAUGUUGUCCAGGUAUCCGCUCACCUUCUUGCAAUGGGUUCGACUUGCUACAACCCCUUUAUUUACGCCUCAUUACAUGAUAAAUUCCUGUCAUACUUGUGUCUGCACUUCCUUUCUUGGAGGAGAGGAAAAGGGAGGGACAGAAGUCAAGGUUCAAGCAUCCUAACAGCAUCCCACAGAACGCCACGUAUUCACACCUCCACCAUUGAAGCAGAUUUACCUGUUGUUAUGAACGAUAUUGUUCCUCAAGAAAAAUUUACUUGA
This is a messenger RNA of Melanotaenia boesemani (Boeseman's rainbowfish), 1185 nucleotides long. It is a transcript of the gene prlh2r, whose product is annotated as prolactin releasing hormone 2 receptor. Bases 1 to 1185 code for a protein of 394 amino acids. Gene Ontology annotation, biological process: G protein-coupled receptor signaling pathway. The transcript has 2 exons. The record is from RefSeq and is a predicted model, not a curated record. Gene Ontology annotation, molecular function: neuropeptide Y receptor activity; neuropeptide binding. Lineage: Eukaryota; Metazoa; Chordata; Actinopteri; Atheriniformes; Melanotaeniidae. Gene Ontology annotation, cellular component: plasma membrane; neuron projection.